Molecule: messenger RNA, 2723 nt
Organism: Nymphaea colorata (pocket water lily)
Lineage: Eukaryota; Viridiplantae; Streptophyta; Magnoliopsida; Nymphaeales; Nymphaeaceae
Product: probable E3 ubiquitin-protein ligase ZFP1
Exons: 7
Coding region: 827-2521 (564 amino acids)
Molecular function (GO): ubiquitin protein ligase activity
Source: RefSeq, a predicted model, not a curated record
UCCAUGAAAAACGCCCGCACCCACCCACCUUCUCUCUCUCUUCCUGUCUGAGACGUAACGAAUUCUUCGGCCGCCUUUCUUCUUUGCUUCCUUCCUCCUUCCUUUAUUUUCUUUCCGAUUUCUAAAAGCGUUCUCGUUUCCUCGUUUUCCUCUUGAAGGUCUGGUCUUCUUCCUUGGAUUUCUCUGAGUCUCUUCCUCUUCCUGUCCGGGAUUUGGAGUCCCCGAUCGCGAGAGACGACGGGGAAUCCGAUGCUGUGUGCUAUAAACCUUCCAUCUUCAUUGUUGGCCUCCACUGUUACUGCUGAUUCUGAUAGCCUGUGUAGUUAGAUUUUACUGGAGAAAAGAGGGUCAAAGCAUCCAGAGAUGAUCGGGGUUAUCCGUCAGACCUUCAAAGUGGUCUUUAGUUGCCAGUCCCUUUAGCAAGGUCAUCAAGGUGACAGUUGGCAUCAACUUGCUCAGAUGGAAGAUGUGUCAACAGGACUGAGGAUAUGUUUUGGGUUUUGAAAAGAAAUAUGGAAGUUGAGCAAUUAAUUUUUGUUCCUAGGGUUGUACUUGCAGAUGAUAAAGGAACUAUAUCCUAAAGGACAUGGUAGUUGCCGAUUUGUGUACUUGUUGGUGGUGCCAACUACUACUACUAGUGGUGGUGGCGGUAGCACUGCUGCAAGGGAUGGAGAAACAGGAUCGUGAUGCUAGGAGGUUGAUGGCCUGGUCAUGUGGGAGGGUCAGUACCUUCUGGGGAGAUUCACAACCAAUAUGUAGAUAGAAAUAAACUUAAGAACAGCCCCUCCCAGCUUUUGAGAGGGUUGCUGUUCCUUUGUGAAGCUCAAUGGACACGUCACAAAAAGACAUGUUCAGUCCCCAAGCUUUGGAUACAGAGAUCGGGCCAAGCCAUAGAUAUAUACAAUCUGAACCUUGCAUGAUAUUGGGAACGAACUUUCCAAACCAGAAUAGCAACAAUACAAGUUUACUACCUUCUGGAGAUCCUUCUGGUCUAGAUUUGGACUAUGUGCGCCAUGCAAAUAACAGUUUCUACUCAAACCAUUAUAGCCAUCAUCCACAGACUAUUCCUUGCUCAGAAUUGAGUAGAACCCCUACCAGCUUUUUACAGAACAUCAAUAAUAGACCUUAUGUGAUCCACACAACAGCUCAUUCUGUUUUCCCCAGUCCACUUAACCCCUCCAGUCAUUUGGCUUCCUCUAGCAGUAGUGGUGCAUUCGGAGCUGGGAUGCAUCACUAUCCCAGGUCUACUGAUCUCGUAGACACCGGAAGAGGGUCAUGCAAGCGGAAAAGUGAAGAAGCACCACUAGGAAGCUGCUAUCCGGUUGGUGCACCCUCGAGCUCAAGUUCUUCAGGUGCUAACACAAAUUUUUGUCAGCAUCAAUCAGAAGAUCCAUCCGGAACCAUAAGAGGAGUUUGUAAUCUUGCAUCUAUCAAUCAAUCAGAACAUAUGCAGAACAGUAAUGCUGCAGUCUCAGGGGGUUCACAAAGAAGUGUGAGAAGCAGGUCUGGCAGCAUAAGAGCAUGCACGGACCAAGUGAUAGAAUUUCAUAGUCAGUUCCUUCAAGGGAAUCAUAUGGAUCAAUCCCCCCCAUCUGGCAGUGAUGGAGCAGUGGCACAGCUGAGUAGCAAUGGUGAUGGGGGCAACUCAAGUUGGAGCCGCUUGCCUGUUCCUCCUGGCUUGCAUAGGAGAAUGUUUGCUUCUUCAGGUGUCAGUGCUAGUGGAGGUCAUGCUGAUAUUGGAAAUGUGGUAACACAAGGGUACCAGGGUCCAUUAUUUGGUAGAAUCCCCACAAUUGUCUGGCAUACAUCACCCAUGCAUCAUCUGCCUCCUCAUGCCAUGCAGCCAAUUAUAGGAGAUAACGGCUACAGGUUCUAUGCCCCAGUUCUCACCCCACCGGCACCACCUAACAGGGAGUCCACCAAUCCUCAUCUUCAUCAGAACAUGCAGAAUACUGCCCGUGGUGGCGUGCAGAUUGCCCCUGCUAGGUACAUGCAGGUCUUGCAACCAAGUGGAGAAAGAAUACCUAGAACUCAGAGAAGAACUUCUUAUGAGCAAACACCAAGAUUCCCUCGUAAUAACAAUCAUAUGCGCUUUGCAAUGCUGUCAUCACAGAACUUGGCAAUGCUAGACUUUUCAGGAUUUUAUGAUUCUGGGGAACUUGUUGAUCAGUACAGGGAUAUGAGGUUGGAUAUUGACAACAUGUCAUAUGAGGAGUUGCUAGCUUUGGAAGAAAGGAUAGGGAAUGUGAAGACGGGGUUGUCUGAGGAGUCCAUCUCAAAAUGUAUGAAGAUCAGGAAACAUGUUUCAUGCGAAUGUUCUUCUAGAUGCAAUGGAUGCAGAAGCAUGACCAGCGAGAGUGGGAGGUGUAUUAUUUGUCAGGAGGAAUACAAAGCGGAAGAUGAAAUUGGUUCGUUGCAGUGUGGGCAUGACUACCACGCAGCCUGCAUCAAGCAGUGGCUGCUAAUCAAGAACUUGUGCCCAAUCUGCAAAGUGAAUGCACUAACAGCAGACGAAAAAUAAAAAGGGCACAGAUGCUAGCCUCUGUUGACAGACAGCCGUAGUUUCUGACCCAUUUGUUUCUAGAAAAAUUGUUUCAAUUGGUAUUUGUAUCAAGUCAUGUUACAUUAUUGUUUCCUUCAAAUAUGGAGGGAAAAGCAUGGCUUCUCAAGAAUUGUAUAAAAAAUUCCAUUCAAUUUGUUGAGAUUUAAAUCUCUUUGCCCAA